GCCGCUGCAGCGAAAGUCACACAGACUCACCAACAGGCAGUGUAGUCGAUCACCGAGAGUCGCCAGAGUCAGCGGCAGCUGGGACGACCCGACAGUUACACAAACCUGUUCGAAGGCUCAAGUCGCAUAUUAACCAGUUCGCUCGGACAACGCUGUGACAUUUGAAUCUUAUGGCUGGGAGUGAGGAUAUCUUUCUCAGGGCUGAACGUCGGACUUUCAGCGGGCUGACUGAAGAUGCAGAGCGGGAGUGGACGGGACCAUUUUGCUUCAUCCAGGCCGCCGACCCCCAGCUCGGGCUGAUGAAAGCCUGGAGGGAGGGCGACUGCGACGGCGGAGGGGACGAGUGGGCCGAGGAGGUCGAGCUCACCAAGAAGGCCGUGGAGGCGGUAAACCAGCUCAGACCCAGGCCCAGGUUCAUGGUGCUGUGUGGCGACCUGGUCCAUGCCAUGCCAGACACCCCAUUCAGAGAAGGUCAGGAGCGAGACCUGAAGGCGGUCUUGAAAGGGACAGAUCCUUCCAUCCCGCUGGUGUUUGUCAGCGGGAACCAUGACCUGGGCAACACCCCCACUCCUAGGACACUGGAGCAGUACUGCAGUGCUUGGGGAAAUGACUAUUUCAGCUUCUGGGUGGGCGGAGUCUUUUGCCUGGUCCUGAACUCCCAGUUGUUCUACGACGCGUCGGCCUGCCCUCAGCUGAAGGAGGCCCAGGAGACAUGGCUGGAGGAGCAGCUGAGCAGGGCUUCCUCCUCAACGGAACCCAAACCCAAACACAUUCUAGUGUUCCAGCACAUUCCUCUGUACCUAAAGAGCCCCGAUGAGGAGGACAACUACUUCAACCUGCAGAGGGAAGUCAGACAAAAUCUGCUGGACAGGUUCAAGAGGGCAGGGGUGAAAGCGGUGUUCUCCGGCCAUUAUCACCGAAACGCCGGCGGUUGCCACGGCGGCCUGGACAUGGUCGUGAGCUCGGCCAUCGGGUGUCAGCUCGGCGAGGACACCCACGGCCUCAGGGUGGUCGUAGUGACCGCUGACGACGUCAUCCACCGCUACCACAGUCUGGAGCAGCUGAGUGCACGCGGCAUGGACGAGGAGCUCAGGAAGCUGCUGCAGGUCUGAAGGCCAAAAGGAGGGAAAAUCCCCAAAAAACUACAACAAUUUGGGUUUUUCAGUGAAUUGUUUUUGUUUCAUAGCGUUUUGAGCCCCUGUUCUUAGAGGCACUCGAGGUUUUUGGAGACCGGCGUUGGUCAACACGUCAACUCAUAAGAAUGUGAGCUAAUAAAUUCAUUCAUAUUGUAUGUUCCUAGUACACCAUUUUCUCCAAUGUGUGAUAAGCUAAAACGUCAUGCUUAGGCUAAUGAUCUUCCAGGGCACAAGUCUCAAAGGUGACCAAUCAUCAAAAGUCUGCAUAUUCAAUAAAGUGGAGAAUAAAUUAUAAUUUAUAUUGAGGCAUGUUGGAUUAGAAAACACAAAAAUAGCAGUGAGUUCACACCAAAAUGCAACUACAAGCCAAAUAAUAAAGCGUACGGAAUUUUAUGAUGCAAUAAAUUGUGUUUAGUCUCUCUCUCUCUCUCUCUCUCUCUCUCUCUCUCUCUCUCUCUCUCUCUCUCUCUCUCUCUCUCUCUCUCUCAGAUCAUUGAAUGUGCACUAAAACUACAUUCAGUUUGUCAGAUGUCUUUAAAUGUACCCAAACCUUUCCAUCGUUAAAGGAAUAUUCCACCCUAAAACACUGAAUUUGUAAACAUUUAAAACAGCUUUCUGGAGGUGGUCUUUGCGUUUUCUGCCUGUUUUCUGCAGAUAACCGUGGUAACGGCACAAACAAAAACUCCUCAUAAAAGAAGAACGAGAAAGGAGUCCUUGCCCAACAGCAGCCGGGAAUGUGGGCGGGGCUUGUUUGCUUAAUUCACUUUAGCAGUGUUUAAAGGCCGUUGAAAAGCAUCAUGGGAGAUGUAGGAAAUCUCUAUGGUUAAGACAAAGUGUGGAUGAGGUAACACAUUUCAGCUUGAUCCCAAAAUGCCUACUGGACUGCACUGAAUGCAGCAGGUAGAUGUGAGAGUAUUAAAGGGUGGAAUCUUUCUUUAAAGAACCUAAACUAGACUAUGCCUCAGUCUAAUAACUUGUGGGCUAUCCUAUGCAAUCUAUUCUUAUUAUCAAAUUGUGUGUAUUUUUUACGUUUAAUGUGGUACGAUGUUUAAGAUGUGGAGCUGACCGCUGACCUGAUCAGACUUACACUGCCCUUACAGGUAGAAGACACUGAGAGGGUGUUUUUACCGUCCAGCCAGCAUACUGUUUUAAAUAGUCUUUUAAUAUAUUUAAGCUUAAAAUAUUAUCCUUAAUCCAUAUCAAUUAUUACAAAAGUAAAUUAUAAUCUUUAAGAAUUCCGUCCUGGUUGAUAAAGAAAAAUGUCACGGGUGACACCUGUGGCAAUAUUUAAAUGUGAUCUACUGUAUUAAGUGUUUCCUGUGACUGCUUCACAAUAAAAGCCACACAGUGUUUUGCCUGUUACACUUUUAAAUGAUACACGUUUAGAUGAAGCGGCAGCAGAAGGAAUGUUCGGUUAGCAUUAGCUGUAACCCUUACUUACAGCUCUGAUAUCAAUCAGAUUAAACAGUAAGGCCGAAAAACAUACUUGUCCCAUGUGAACAAAAUUUAUAUUCAGCGCCAAUAACCAGGAUAAACUAUUAUGUAAAGAUGUUAUUAGACACUGUUUAUGCAUUGAAAGGUGAUUGCAGGACAAAAAUGGGUCCACAAAUAAUAUAAAAAAGGGGUUUUACCUUGUGACAAUGUCUAAAGGUUUGAUUUUUUUGUUGGGAAGCAGAAUGUAUUGGAACCCACUCCAUUACAGAUAAAUAAAAAAUGUCAAGCUACUUUUUUGUCUGUGAAAGUGUAGAUCUAGACUUUUCUUGGUAAAUAUUUCUUCAUUGAACCAGAGACUUAACACUUUAAUCCCAACUAAUCAGUUUAAUCGGUUUGGGACCCUAGCUGUGAACUGUGAAGAAAUGAAAGUGUAAUAGUGUUGGAAAAUGGCAAACUAAAGGACCGGUGUCAGGCUGAAAGGUAGUGAUAGUGAUGUGAUUAAUGGUGGGAGACUGUUAGGCCGUCCCAGUGUACCAGCCUACUCACUGCAGGCUUGGGAAGCUCACGGUCCUCAAAUUGUCUUUAAAAUGGACAUUUCUGCAACUAAAUGACUUUCUGAGAACCCUAAAUGACUCUACUGGAUCUCUCUCACACACACACACACACAGACACACACACACACACACACACACACAGACUCUCACAGUUACUCUGACCAACUGGGAAUUUAAGAGAGUUGUCAUGGCAACCCUUUAGCAACACAUCUGUGUGUGUUGGAGAGAGACUGUGUGUGUUUGUUUGUGUGUGUGUGUGUGUCUCUCUCCUUGGUUUGGAGAGCACUGUAGGUGAUUUCUUCAUCAGCGCUAUGAUCACUGACCUCAUUUCACACUGACGUGUUCUCUCUUUUCCAAAAAGUCAGCAUGUGAUGGAGGAAGGGGGGUGGGGGAGGGGGGGGGGUUGUCUGAGAGGAAUGGAUAAUGAGUGUGAAAGGCGACUCAGUCCAUCUCCUUCAUUUCCUGUCUGAGAAAGAACCUUUUGUCCUUAUCUAUUUUUAUAUCCUCGUUGUAGCCGAGCUCAAUCACAUUGUUCUUUAUCUUGCGUUGUGUGUGAUUUGGUUUUACAGGACAUUUGCUCUACGAAUCGGGGAACAUCACACACUUUGACUUGUUCCUGUGUUAAAUUCUAAUGACACUAUGACUGUGACACGAUUGGUUGUAUUUUUAUAAUAAAUGUUUAAUCUAA
Etheostoma cragini (Arkansas darter) is the source of this 3812-nucleotide messenger RNA. It is a transcript of the gene cpped1, whose product is annotated as calcineurin-like phosphoesterase domain containing 1. Bases 171 to 1112 code for a protein of 313 amino acids. NCBI's taxonomy places the organism in Eukaryota, Metazoa, Chordata, Actinopteri, Perciformes, Percidae. Gene Ontology annotation, molecular function: hydrolase activity. The transcript is spliced from 6 exons. The record is from RefSeq and is a predicted model, not a curated record.